AUGGCUGGAGAUCCAUACGUCAUCCCCGACGGCAUGUUCGACGACGUCAGCAACGCGCAGAGCUGGAAUCUCAUCGUGUCUUGUAUGUGCGAAGGACUCAAGAUCCCAGAUCUCACCACUCGCCAUGGGCUCAAGAAAAUUCACGCUCGAUUCAAUGACUAUCACAAGCGCCUAGACUCUGCCUACUCAUCGGCGCGGAGGUGCAGCAAUGAGAAAGUCAUGGGCGGCGUUGUCGGAAUUAUGGCGAAAAUGUGCGCCGAUGCCAUCCUCCGGGACAAGCUCUUCCAGAAAGGCCUACUGAGGAAAGUUAUGCCGUUGCUAGCAUUCGACUCGACGCGUCAUGUAGCUCUUCAAGCUCUUGCGAUGGUGACCCACCACGGAGGACUCCAGGCGCGACAGGACAUCGCCCGUCAGAACAGCAGCCUUAUCAAGCUCCUGUACGACUACCCCGAUGACCCGAAAGUCGCCGAGCUCGUUAUCAUGACCGUUACUCAUGCCACAGAGGCAGUAGUGUCAUGCGAAGAGACUCCGGACCCAAGGCUCGUCAAAGAAACCUCUAUUCGCGCGGUGCUCGAGGCUACAGUCGCCGCUCUUCGCAAACCCAUCUCUUCAUACACCCUACUCACCCAUGCCCUCGGAUUGCUCGUCGCCCCCACGCAGCACUGCCCAGCGGAGUGCAAGGCCGUCCCCGCGAUGCUCCGCCUCCUGGCAGCGUUCACCCGGAGCAGCAGCAUUGAGACGCGCGCGGACGCAUUCAGCGGGAUCCUCCGCAUCCCGAUCAACGAGAGCGAGUUCGAGCAGACGCAGUUCGACCCGCGGCGCUUCGUGGAGAUCUACCAGCGCGGCACGCCCCCGCACCUCUCCGACAUCCUCAUGGACUACGGCCCGGAGAAGGCGGAGGUCGCGCUCACGCUCAGCUGCACGGUGGAGUACCAGAAGGCGAUCAUGCAGGCCGUGCAGGACCGCGACAUGUACGCGCUCGGGAAGAAGCUCGCGAGCAUCAUCCAGCGCACCGAGUUCGCGAUCGCCGAGGGCGGGUGGCAGUUGGACGGCCCGGACGGGGAGAUGGCCAACGAGGCCAACAUGCCCGGGGUGCCCUUCACCCGCUGGACGGACUCGCUCCCGCUCAGCGCGAAGGCCCUGCGCGCGAAGGGCACGCCCGCCGACCUCGACGCCGCCGACAUCGUCGAGAUGAAGUUCUUCAUGAUCCGCGGCCGGCUCCCCGAGGCGAUCGCGCUCGGCCACAAAGCCCUCGCGCGGAACCGCGGCCUGGCGUACGCGUACUACAUCGUCAGCAUGGGCGCGGAGAUCGAGCCGGGGCUGCGCGCGGUCAAGAAGGGGCUCAAGUGCAAGAACAUCACGGACUUCGUGCGCAACCAGAUGCUGUGGCGCGCGGUGAACCACGCGGCCCAGCAGGGCAUGGUCGUCCUGCGCGAGGCGAAAGAGGGGACGGCGCAGGCGCGCGCGGAGGGGACGGCGUUCUUGAUGUCGGCCUGGGAGGACGCGAAGACGUACAUCUCGGAGGCACCUCCGGAUGGGCGGCAUAUGCUUGCCGUCCUGACUUGGUACGUUAUGUUGACGAUCGUGGUGCGCGGUCCAGAGCUGAGCGAAGACCUACGCGAAUUGGACCCCGCCCGGCGGAAGAUGGCAACGGCGGUGCAGUUCAUGGAGUACAUGGGCUACCCGGUCGCGCGAACCCAGCUGAACCUCGCACGGGAGAUUCUUCUCCGCCACUACACCGACGGCGCGAAAGAAUGGGGCGCACUCGUGCGGCGAUACGACGAACUUGAAGCCCGCGCGCAAGCGAGCGUCUCUUGCUGUACCGAGGGUGACGACGACCUGGCGGAGUGGUUGGAGAAGAUCGACAUGGACGACCCCGAUGACGAGAACAGUAUCUACAUGCGUGAGCACGGGGGCGCCCACGCCCACAGGCACGGCGUACCUAAGGCGAAGAGCGAGAUGACGAGCUACGAGCUGUACCGGUGCUCGUGGUGCGGGAAUCCCAGUGCGGUAUUGCGGAAGUGCGCGGGCUGUGGGAAGACGAAGUACUGUGACUCCGGCUGCCAAAAGUCGCAUUGGACGGAGCACAAGGCCGACUGCAAGGGGCGGUCUUGA
Molecule: messenger RNA, 2115 nt
Organism: Trametes versicolor FP-101664 SS1
Lineage: Eukaryota; Fungi; Basidiomycota; Agaricomycetes; Polyporales; Polyporaceae
Exons: 5
Coding region: 1-2115 (704 amino acids)
Source: RefSeq, a predicted model, not a curated record